UAAUAGAACUCCGUUCCCUAUCCAGUUCCUCCAAAGGAUAAGAAAAUAAGCCAGGAAGAGGCUCUAUCUUCUUCCUUGUCCUUUACUUUCUUCAUCAAUCAAGAAUUUCAACAAUGGCGCAAACACUAGCAACUCCUGUACUACCUUCUCUCUCCCUUAUCUCCAACACAUCUUCCAUCUCCAAGCACAAUUCCCUCUCUUUUCCCACUCCCACAUCUUUUCCAAAGAUUGGAGGUUUGACUAUAAAGUGUGUGCGUGUGGGAGGAGUGGAGGUUCCAAACAACAAAAGGGUUGAGUUUUCUCUGCAAUACAUUCAUGGAAUUGGCCGCACCAGUGCACGCCAGAUUCUGGUAGACCUUCAAAUGGAGAACAAAGUCAUGAAAGACUUAUCGGAAGAAGAGCUUAUCACUCUUCGUGAAGAAGUCUCUAAGUACACGAUUGAAGGAGACCUUAGGAGAUUCAAUGCUCUUGCCAUUAGGAGAUUGAAGGAGAUUCAGUGUUACAGAGGAGUAAGGCACAUCCAAGGAUUGCCUUGCAGAGGACAGCGAACAAAGAACAAUUGCCGUACUUUGAAGGGCAAGAAAGUUGCAAUUGCCGGGAAGAAGAAGUCACCUCGCUAAAUCAAAGAUUCAAUUUUUCAUUUCUUUUGGUAACUAACUUGUAAAAGUCAUACCUAUUCCUAUGGCAAACUGUGCAUUUGUUUGUUACUGAACAGUAUUUCCAUUGAAAUCAUUUUUCUACAUUUCAAGAUAAGAGUUUUUCAAGAAA
Solanum dulcamara is the source of this 768-nucleotide messenger RNA. Its product is annotated as 30S ribosomal protein S13, chloroplastic. Gene Ontology annotation, biological process: translation. Gene Ontology annotation, cellular component: small ribosomal subunit; mitochondrion; ribosome. NCBI's taxonomy places the organism in Eukaryota, Viridiplantae, Streptophyta, Magnoliopsida, Solanales, Solanaceae. The coding region runs from base 114 to 620 and encodes 168 amino acids. The record is from RefSeq and is a predicted model, not a curated record. The transcript is spliced from 3 exons. Gene Ontology annotation, molecular function: RNA binding; structural constituent of ribosome.